ACCCACCGUGCCCCUUCACAGGGCCUGCCCACUUUGCUCCUCCCCUUGCCUGCCCACAGUGCUCCUUCCUGUGACUGCCCACUCUUCCCUUGCCCAUGAUUCCUCCCGGCUUCAGUCUGGUACAUUCAGCCCCACCAGUGGAUACAAUUUUGAUAAGUGACCUCUUCUAUUUUCCUGUGUCUCUCACUUCAAGGUUACUUCCUCCCCUCCCUUCCAUUGUAUCUUUAUCUCCUCCGUGUCCCUCCCUCCCUCCUCUUCCAACUUCACUUUGAUUUUCACACCCUCUGUCUCGAUCUCUGCCCGUCAUCUCCACUGGACCCCGGAAGCCUCAAGACUAGUUCUCUUCCUGAGCAGAGAGACACUCAGUGGUCCCACUGUGAGAAGAAAGCUUGCUUAAAUUUUAGCCAUACCUCAUUUGGGGGGACAGUAUUUGAUCCUGUGCCCUCAGCAGACUCUCCUGAUCCCAGUGUGCACCUACCUGUCAGGUUUCUUGUCUUUGGUUCUUUCAAAAGUUCCGGUCUAGUGUCACUUAAGCAGGGACAUUUUAUACUGUGUUUCAAGCAGUCAGUGCCAUCAUAGAGCUCCCGACAUAGAUCUCUGCGCUGGGUUUCACACACUGAGCUGUGAAAUCCUGUAGGUGAAGUCAUGAGGGAUCAUUUGGAUGAAGCUGUGCCAUUUUGAAGUGCCUCUGUAGCUUCACAAUGCGGAGGAAAAUGGAGGGUGGCAUCUUUGGCCUUUGACUACAUGUGCUGUGUGAAGCUAUUUGUGGCUAUCCGCCAUCGCUUGUCUUCGAUGGUCCCCAUGGGCAUCACUACAGAGUUGUAGGUGGACCUGGAGUGGGAGGGAGAUUGGGGGAAGAGUUGGAGUGAUGCUUGUUGUGGGGCUGUCACUGAAGAGGAAGUUUGCCAGACAAACUCUUUCAUUCCAGACAGGCUAUCUGUAGUCCCUGAGGUGCUGAUCCGAAAUCGCCAGGUACAUUUUGCCCAAUGCUCAGAACUGUCCUGGCCUCCCUUCUGAGGUGAAUAUGUUUCCUUGUCCUCGCUGUGUCCCUUUCCAGUCCAUGUACCCAACUCCCACAAGGUCCCUAUGCUAACCAGGAGAAAGGUCCACCUUUUGGUCCAGCAACCAUAAUAGAACUCCUGGUUCCCUGGCCAGCACUUGUUGCCAUGCUGAGCUACCACCAGGGGGCAGAACAAGAUGGGAGAGCUGUCGGAGACAGAACCCCUGAGCUCUCUAUGAUGCAGCUUCUGGACCAGGUUUCCCAGGAGCCCAAAUCAGUCAUAAGCUAACUGCCCUUGCCAAGAUUUUGUCCUGUAAGUUGUUUGAAGACAGGCCCUGCUUGAGAGGCCCUGACAUCUGCAGUGACGAUGGAGGACUGGCUCCCGUGGGUAGGCCUACUGGUCCAUUCCCUUACCAGCAUGGCAGUGUGGAAGUUGGCUGCUUAAACAGGAUGAGGGAAGUGGUAUGUGUCACUGUCUCAAGGUAAUGUAACCAUGUCAGUCAUCUGACAGCAGGGAAUCAGAAACAGCAGAAGGUCAGUGUCAGCAACAGGAUCUUCUCAGUCUGCCUUGGACUGAAUCAUGUCUCCUCACAAUUUAUGUUGCUGUUUUUGACACCUAAACCCAGAGAUUAUUGGGUUUGGAACCUUAAGUGUGGAAUUAAGAUGGAUCUUAGCCAUAAGUGGGAGGCUGACGUACAGGGAUUAAUGUCAUCAUGUGAAGAAACAGCAGACAACUUGCUCUGUGUAUGCACAAAUGCUAGAAGGAGAUGCUGUGUGAGGGCUCAGUGAGAAGCAGGCUAAGCUGGGAUGCUAGGCAGAAGCCAAGCCUGGACACACUUUGAUCUUGUACUUGCCAGUCUGCAGAACCAUCAGGAAAUAAAUCUGUUGUUCUAAUCAUCUUGUCUUCGGUAUUAAUUUUAUGGAAGUCCACAGAGUGGACCAGUGUGCCCAUCCUUGCGAUUCUCUGAAGAAUGAACCCGGGGUUCCUAUGGAUAAGUCACAGGUAGCUUGCUCAUUGGGACACUGAAACUGGGUGUGAAGCAUGGGUGUUUGCCCCUUUGGAAUUUUGUGAAGAACAAAAGUUACCUACACUCACCUAUUAUGAUGGGUCCCCGAGAUCUUCAGGAUGUGGGAGAGGGUGUGGCAUGAUAGAUUCUCCCACUGUGAGUUUGAAUGUUUCCUGUAAUGUCUGAAAUUUCAUCGAAUUAUCAAAAUAUUACAUAUGGAAAAAAGAAAGCCAUUUGGGGGCAGCCUAGGCUUUACUGGAUGCUGUGGGAGAAAAGGGUUAAGGGAAGAAUGAGUGCAUUCAAGCCUUCUGUUGUAGUGCGUGUUCCAGAGAGGAGAGUCCAGAUCCUGUCAGCCCAGAGAAACAACUGGAUACAUUACAGGGAAGUACGUAAAGCAGUUUCUGCUGUGAGUGCCUCCAAGAAGGAGCAGGCCACACGGGUAAAGAAACACGUGGUUCGGAGACAGAAAGGGACUAUGGCUGCUGCCCCUAAAUCGCACGUGCAUGUCAAGAAAUUGACUGUGGAAGAAGGAGUUCGCACUGGAAAAAACAGUGUGCACCAACUCCAGGCCCAGGUUGACACAGCAACUCAGCAGGAGAGCUCCCAAGGGCCUGUGCUUCUGAGCCAGCUCCCAGAAACAACAUCUGUGCCAUAUACUCCAGAGACAAUGGGGCAACAACUGACGGUGUCCCUUUCUGGGGAGCCCUAUGGGCCCUCUGCCAUGCCAAGCAUGUGCCCAAGCCUGAUUCUUCAGCCCUGUGCCACCACCGACCCGAUGCUACUGCAGCCACAGGGCUCCAGUGCCUCCAACCAGGCUUCAGUUUCUGCCACCUUAGAGUGGCAGGAGAUGCUGGAGGCUGCUGAGGCUCUGCUGGCUCUGAAAAAUUCUUCUCAGACACGUCACCAGCCCUGUGGCAUGCCCGGUACUGCUGGAGAGAGGGGACUGCAGCUGCCCAACCCCUCUAUGCCACCAAGGCCUGCAAGCUCUGGUUCGCUGCCUUCUGGACAUCUGGAUUGCAUGUCCCUCUUGACCUAAGAACCCAGACUAUGAGGCCUCGCUAAAGCACUGCCUGAUUGAUUCCUGUUUCUGAACUUGCAAAAUGGCUCCUGUCCAAAGUGCUUAAUGUGUUUUUUAAGCAUUCAGGUAUUUUAUAAGCUUUCAGAUCCUUUUUAUGAUGUAGGGCAAUUACUUGGCUUUCCUAUGUUCUUUACCCCACCCCUUAUUUCUUUGGAAGCUGGGGCUUUUUAUGUGUCUUAUAAAAUGCUUUGUGCAAUCUAAUAUGAUCAAUCAAUCAGUGGGUUCUGAGUGGUAUCAAAUGCCAGUGUUUUCCUUUGUGUGCACUCACUUGCACACAUAAUUGUGCACUACUGUACUUAAACAUGCAUGUGGAAACAUGAGGAUUUUCACAUUGCAUCUAGAUUUGUGUGUUACCAAAAAUAAAUAAUUUUGUAAGGCA
This is a messenger RNA of Rattus norvegicus (Norway rat), 3464 nucleotides long. The record is from RefSeq and is a predicted model, not a curated record. NCBI's taxonomy places the organism in Eukaryota, Metazoa, Chordata, Mammalia, Rodentia, Muridae.